CAAACGAUAAUGGCUUAUCAAGCAGCCAUGAAAGGAGAGAAUUUGCGCAAAGGGCCUUGGCUCGAAGAGGAAGAUGAGCGGCUUACGAGCUUUGUCUCCCUUAUGGGGGAAAGGAGGUGGGAUUCCUUGGGGAGAGCAUCAGGUCUACAAAGGAGUGGUAAAAGCUGCAGAUUGUGGUGGCUCAACUAUCUUCGUCCCAAUCUUAAGCAUGGCGAUAUAUGCAUCGAAGAAGAGCGGAUUAUUCUUCAACUUCAAGAGCUAUGGGGUAACAAGUGGGCAAGGAUUGCUAGAAGGUUGCCGGGAAGAACAGAUAAUGAGAUCAAGAAUUACUGGAUGACUCAUUUAAGGAAGAAAGCACUUGCUCAACAAGGGAACUUUCAUUACAGACUAAACAAUAUUAUUGCUGAACAAGAAUAUUUAUUCUUUCAAAAAGGUGAAAUGGGUGCCUUAAAAUAUAACUGUGGAAACAUUAAGGGAUCUGUAGAGGAGUAUUGCAGCACCAAAAACGAAAGCUUGGAUGGUGUGGGGUUAUCAAACCCUGGAUUGACUAGUUCUCCAUAUGAGGCAAGGUUAAUAUCGGAUUGGAUCUCGGAGCUGUCAAAUGAUCAUCAAAGUGAAACAAAACAUCACGAGGGCUGUAAUAGCGUGGAGACAUGUUUGUGUUAUCCGACAUGGAUUCCAGAUGAUAGCAUUAAUGUAUGGAACCAUUCAAGCUCCCUGUGGGAGAUGGAUUAAGCUGACAUUUACUGUCAU
Molecule: messenger RNA, 753 nt
Organism: Corylus avellana
Lineage: Eukaryota; Viridiplantae; Streptophyta; Magnoliopsida; Fagales; Betulaceae
Source: RefSeq, a predicted model, not a curated record